GGAAAGCAGGAGAAGAACGGUCCGCGAAGGGAACAGGAAGGAAGAUGGCGUUGCAGCGGGUUUUUGGGGUUUUGCUGCUGAGCCUGGGGCUGGUGGCCGCACAUACGGGACAGGUGCCCUUGCUGGCUUGGUCGAGUCACAGCUCCUUGUGGUCCCCUUUGGCAGCUCCCCAUGAGGGGCAUGUGGUGACUGAAGCUCAGCUUGCAUCUUUACUGGACUCAGCAGUAGACAGUGGCCCUCACAAUGUACUGCUGUUCCUUCAGGAGAAACUUAGCAUUGAGGAUUUCACAGCGUAUGGUGGAGUGUUUGGAAAUAAGCCAGACAGCGCCUUCCCCAAUCUGGAGAAUGCCUUGGGAGCAGCUCCCUCUUCCUUGGUGCUUCCCUCUGUCGACUGGUUUGCAGCUGGUGCUGUCCCUGCCUUUUUGAAGGCCAAGCUGGGCAUUUCACCUCUUCACGUGGACCAGAACACUCUGCAGGAGCUGAAGCUCAAUGCCAGCCUCCCUGCCUUACUGAUGGUGCGAUUGCCUUAUACCACCGGCUCUAGUCUUAUGGCCCCAAAGGAAGUUCUGACCAGCAAUGAUGAGAUCUUGGGACAGGUUUUGAGCGCUCUGCAGUCAGAGGAUAUUCCUUACACAGCCAUCCUGACAGCUCUGCGGCCUUCCAGGGUUGCCCGGGAUGUUUCUGAUGUGGCUCCAGAGAAGCUAGGGCGACAGCUGCUUCAGAAGGAGACAGCAUUUGCACCUCUUCGUUACCCCAAAACUGGGACCCCAAAAAUACUCUUCUGGGCCAGUAAUUUCUCAGUGACCAUCAACAAGACACAGUUUGACCUAACCAACUUAACGUUUGGCCCUGGUGCCACAGUUGAUGCGGAAAAGUCUGCCUGGAAUCUCAAUGCUUCUACGUUGCUACUGAAAUAUCCAAAUAUAGGCGGGAAACUAUUAGAAAUCAGAUUUAAAAUGACAAAUGCCAGUUAUCCCAUUUCUAAGCGGGACUGGUUUGUCCUCCACACUGUGGAACUGGUCAGAUCUGGAUACCCUCCUGCUGUCUUCAACGCUACCCAAAUCACGGCCCCUACCAACUACUCCUUCAGCUGUGCUUGUGUCAGCAGUGAACCAUCUCUGGGGGGCAUCUUGGUCCCUGCCAAAAAUGCCACCCAGUGGAAACUGACGAUCAUGAAUUUUCAGAUCCAAAGCUACCAGCUGACAAAUGAAACAUUUUCUGAUGCUAGUGACUGUGCUGGUUUCUUUUCUCCUGGAAUCUGGAUGGGUUUGCUCACCUCAUUGUUUCUUGUUGCUAUCUUCACCUAUGGCCUCCACAUGGUCAUGAGCCUCAAGACUAUGGACCGAUUUGAUGACCCCAAGGGGCCUACCAUCUCUGUGCCCCAGACAGAAUAGUGGCCAGUUCACGUGCAUCUUCAUAUCAAAAAAGUGGCCAGCUUGUGUACCCCCAUAUUCUGCCCAUUCCAUCUGUCAUUUCAUCUUCCCAAUCCAAAACACGAUGCACUAAAUUCUAUUUGGUCCUAGGCCUUUACCUUGUAUAGCUGCUUCCUCACUCACAUCCCCCUCCUUAUUUUUCUCUCCUCAACCUAAUAUUCCUGGAGACAAACUGUAAGUAAAUGGAGAUAUAGUUUUCAUACUGGAUAGAUGGACAUCCUAUGUUUUGCACACUGCUGAGACUAUCUGCACUGAGGUUUGCUGAGGCUGUAUCUCUUCAGAGAAAACCACCAUUCCCUUCGCAUUUCUACUGGACAGAAAUAACCUUACCUUGUAAUGUAAAGUGGUGUACAUUUUUGGUCAAUUAUUUUUCCCCCUUGCCUUACCCAGAUCCCUUUUUUGCACCCAUUCUGCUGUAUUCCAAGUAGUUCUUCUCCCCUUGUCCUUAUUUAUUUGUGGUUCUUGUGAUUAGUUCUGUUUAUAAUAACUCAAGUGUUUGGGACUUGAUGCUGCUCGUGAUCAGGUUGGGUGGGGUUUCUUUCUCAUGACCCACUUGCUGUUCCAGCAAUUUGAAAGAUGCAAAUAAAGGAGAGAGAGUUGGAUCGGUGCAGUGUGUGCCUAAGUGUUGGGUGGUAGCAGUUCCUUGUGAGCUAUGAAGGACUAGAGAUUCUGAAACACCUUUUGAUUUAGUUGAACCCAUGGAACAUGGUUUACUAUUUGAAUAUAUAAUCUUUCUUUUCUCCCAGUCUAUUGCAAACGCCAAUUAUGAAUGCUGCUUUGUGCAUUCUGAUGUACUGAUUUUUAGAUGUGUAUUAAGGCAGGAGG
Python bivittatus (Burmese python) is the source of this 2258-nucleotide messenger RNA. It is a transcript of the gene ATP6AP1, whose product is annotated as ATPase H+ transporting accessory protein 1. The record is from RefSeq and is a predicted model, not a curated record. Gene Ontology annotation, cellular component: proton-transporting V-type ATPase complex. Gene Ontology annotation, molecular function: ATPase activator activity. NCBI's taxonomy places the organism in Eukaryota, Metazoa, Chordata, Lepidosauria, Squamata, Pythonidae.